This is a messenger RNA of Habropoda laboriosa, 2048 nucleotides long. RefSeq names its product protein PTCD3 homolog, mitochondrial. Bases 69 to 2048 code for a protein of 659 amino acids. Gene Ontology annotation, molecular function: ribosomal small subunit binding; protein binding; rRNA binding. Gene Ontology annotation, cellular component: mitochondrion. The record is from RefSeq and is a predicted model, not a curated record. Gene Ontology annotation, biological process: mitochondrial translation. The transcript is spliced from 10 exons. Lineage: Eukaryota; Metazoa; Arthropoda; Insecta; Hymenoptera; Apidae.
UAGCGACAUUUUAAAUAUUACUCAAAAUAAUAAGAUUUUAUUUUAUAAACGACAGUUAAGAAAGAUCUAUGAUGAAUCACUUGAAAUCUAUUUCACAGAGGAAUUCAUGGUGCCAAUUGAAACGUUUACAAUCUUCAUUGUCGUCAGUGUCGAAUUCUAAGAUCCAAAUACCAGCUAGGGUAGAACGUGGACCAACAGAUAUCUUAAAUGCUCUUAAUAGAACAGUACCAAGUGAUCCAAUAAAAAUUGAUUAUGUGUAUCAUGAUGAUCCUUUUUUACUUCCAACCAAGAAACAGGAUUUUCGUAAAUAUACAUUAUCAUAUGAAGCAGGCAUAAAAGCUGCGAUGUGGAUUCAUGAAGAACACGGAGAUUUAUUUCCAAAACAUCUCUCAGAACCAGAGAUUCAGGCAUUUAAAUCAUUUCCAACAUACACUGAUGAAAGCCAAGUAUCUGAGGAGCUACUUUUGCAAGUCAUAUCACAAUGUAGAAUAUCUGAAGCUGUUCAUAUAUACAAAGUGUUAAAAAACAAAGUUAGUAAUGAAGCAAAGCAAUCACUUUUAGAACUAUUGUGUUUUCAUAACGAUCAGACCAGUGGUAUGCAGACGAAUUUUUAUUUUGAACGAUUUUAUCAUAAAAUUGCAACUGUGGCUACGUGGAAGUAUAGUGCAGAGAUUGAUGAACUGUAUGAGUUUUUGCUAAAGCAAGAUUCUCUAACAGCAGCAGCAGCUUAUAAUGCCAUGAUAUGUGGUUUAGUAAAAUGUUCAAAACCAGAGAAUGCAUGGCAGAUAUUCAAUAAAUGCAGCGAAGCAGAUGUUCCAUUGAAUGUUACUUCUUACAAUAGUGCAUUACUCGCGAUUCCAGCUAUUAUGGGAAAGAAAAAUGCAUCUAAAAUCCAACAUGUAUAUGAUAUUCUCAGGGUAAUGAAUAAGAAGGGAGUAAAACCAAAUGUUAAGACACUGAAUGCCGCUCUUAGAGUGUUUGUUCAACCACCACUAGAAAAUUGUAGUAAAUAUGUAAAAAAAAUAUUGGUAGAAUACAAAAGAUUAAACAUACAAUUUUCAUUGGCGACUUAUUAUUACAUUAUACUUCCGUUUCACGGAGAAGGUAAAAGUACGCAUCAAGAUUUUUUAUAUAUUCUAGAUACAAUAAAAGAUGAACAUUUUACGAUUCAAGAUAGCGCAGAUAUUAAAUUUUUUCCUCAAGCUAUGAGUUUAGCUUAUUUUUACAAUGAUAGAAGUGCGGGCGACCAGGUACAUAAACUCUUACAUACUGGUAACAACGAUAAAUUUCUUGCAACCGAAACAGUGCAAACUACUUAUUACUCUACGUAUAUCUUAUUGCUAUUAGCGACAAGCACAGUUGAUCAAUUUUUCUAUUGGUACACAAAAUUUGUUCCGAGUAACCAUGUGCCGAACAUACGGCUGUUUACAACAAUUCUAAAUAAUUUAGAGCUUCAUGUACCAGAAGUUGUAGUGAAAUAUAUACUAAGAAUAUGGUCAGAUCUAUAUGCUUUUCAUCCUAAGGAAAUGUCAUUAAAAGUUGCUGCAAUGCGUUUAAUGAAUAUUGACAUUUUACCAGCUGUUUCACCUUUAAGGACAGCUUUUACGAAUGCAGCCUUGAGUUGGUGGAAGGAUAUUAAGGAAGAAAUCGACGAGAAAUUACUUUCCAAUUCGACAAGAAAUUGGACUCCUCCAAUUGAAACUAAUGUGACAGGCUGUAUAGCGAAAAUGCUGUUACAGGGUGGCUAUUCAGAAGAAACCAUAGAAGUUUUGCAAUACACCGUUAAAGAAUUGCAUUUGUUUGUUCCAACAAUGAGGGAGAAGCAAGUAUUGGAAUUAUUUGAUAGAUGUAUUUUGGCGGAAUGUAUCGAAGCGGCUCUCCUUCUUUUGGAAUAUUCUGUAAUUGUGGGAUUUCCACAUACCGUUAAAAUGUGUACAAGAUUGCAAACUUUACCAGAACUUACGGAUAAUGAUCGCGAUAGAUUGAUUAAUUUAGUGGGAGUGGAUGCAUUGAAUGUGUCGGAUACUACAUCUAAAGAAAUUAAUUAG